UAACCUGCUCUUUACUUUUGAACGUAACCUAUAAGUCGCAGGGUUAGCGAAACUGCUGAAAUUUUUUAAACGCAGUUUCGAAAAAGAAUAUUUCAAAUGGGGAUGAUUGCUAGCAAUGCCUAUCUGGCGGCUUUCAGUGCUGGCACUGUUGUUGGGAUAGCUUCAACUUAUGUAUUCCUGAAAUUUAGGAAUAACUGGCAUACACAACAUGAAAACAAAGUUAAACAAGAUCCACUUAUCAUGGAAGAGAAAUAUGAGUUUGAAAAUACUGACGAUGAAAUUCGAUUAAUAUUAGGCGUGCGAAAUGACUUAAAAAUGCAAAAGGGCAAAGUAGCUGCACAAUGUGGACAUGCCUCGAUGGAUGCGUUUGCUAAGGUCUAUAAAAAAUCGCCUGAACUCCUUAAAAGCUGGUUGAAAACUGGUGGUACAAAGAUUGUUGUUCGUGUGGACUCUGAGGCUCAAUUAUUCGAACUGAAUAGUAGAGCGAAAAACUUAAACGUAUUUUCCUGCAUUAUUUGUGAUGCAGGUCACACCCAAGUAGAUCCAGGUUCAAGAACUGUGAUAGCCAUCGGGCCCGCUCGAAAAAGUGUCUUAGAGCAGAUUACCGGAGACUUGAAGCUGUAUUAAACAAAUAAAAAUUUUUUUAUUAACAUCGUUGUGUAAUUGCCAUCAUUGCCAAUAAAGUCAAAAAAUUCUUAUCCACUA
Messenger RNA from Dendroctonus ponderosae (mountain pine beetle), 705 nucleotides. Its product is annotated as peptidyl-tRNA hydrolase 2, mitochondrial. The record is from RefSeq and is a predicted model, not a curated record. Bases 97 to 627 code for a protein of 176 amino acids. Gene Ontology annotation, molecular function: peptidyl-tRNA hydrolase activity. Gene Ontology annotation, cellular component: cytosol; mitochondrion. The transcript has 4 exons. NCBI's taxonomy places the organism in Eukaryota, Metazoa, Arthropoda, Insecta, Coleoptera, Curculionidae.